AUGUCACGAGCUGCAACCGGAGCAAGGAAGAUGAAUGACACCGCCGUCAGUGUCGGCGUCUCGGAUCAGGUCGUCCACCACCCAUCGCAAAAGCAGCUCCGAGAGCUGCUGCAGAUGCUCAUGGGUACCCCGGCCGGCGUUGUGCAACAGGUGGGGCACUUGUUGAUGCUCUUCGUGGCGGUUAUCAAGGCCGACUCGCCCGCCACCGACGCCGGCGACGGCAGCGGCGGCAGCGGAACCGGCUGCGGCAACUGCGGGAGUCAGCCCCAGGUUGCUCGCAGUGCUGCUGCCCGGCUUCGCGACACCACGGCCGAAGAACGGAAGGAAGCCAUUGUCCUCCUUCAAACCGCGCACAAGGAGUUGAAGAAGGACAAGACCAGGGGUGCGGGGAAGGCCGGCAAGGGCGGGAUUUGCUUGUCGACCAGAAGCGGCCCUAGCGACGAAGCCAAGGCGAAAGGACUUCAGAGGUGGGCCGCCAAAGGCAAACGGCACAUUGGACAGCUGCAGCAGCUUCUCCUUGGGUCUGGCGUGGCAGUGAAAGGUCGACAGGACCACGCCCGCCUGCUCAACUUCCACGCGAAGCGUAUCUCCAGCGAGGAGGCCAAGAAGGGAUCAUCGGCCGCGGCAAUCGCCUUCGAGAUGAUGACUUCCACCAUCAACAGCGUCCUCAACACAUGCGGCGAAGCAAAGUCCGCCGAUACGGUAGCGGCAGGGCAGAUUUCCUCGGGCGGAUCGGACGACGACGUUGGCGACGACAAUCCUUUGGCUAGGAAGCGGUCGAACGGCUUCUGGGAACGAAACGUGCGGGGCGCGGAAAAUGUGAUCUCCGCCCCAAGUCCCCCGUCGGCGUGCGCCGACGAUGUGAUGGACGACGACUCUGAGGCGACACCAACUGAGACGAUGAUGGAAAGGCCCCCACGGGAUGAUGCAGGAUCCAGCCAAGAGACUUCGACAGGAAGUGUUACGGGACGACAGAUGAUCACCCUCGACGGGCACAUGCCCACCGGCAUCGGAGGUGCUACCGCAACCGUGCCGGAGGCAGCCCGCGCGAUGGCCGCCCAGGGAGCAGGGAUCACCAAAGACAACCGGAUGGCGCGAGAACUCAAGUCCCUCAGGAUCCUUGGUUCCCUCCACUACACCAUCGAGCUGGCCGGUCCCCACGACGGCAGCGACAUCCUCACCCUGGCCUUCGCGAACGCCGAUCUCGACCUGCACGAGAUGCUGGCCGAUCCGCACCUUCACGAAGGCAUGUCCAACCUAGACAUGAUGAGGCUCUUUGGAGGUAUGGUGAACGGGGUCUUGAGAAUCCACGACCAAGGCUUCGCUCACGGCAACAUCGACCCGAAAUGCGUGCGGGUCGUCUCCGGCAAAAACGCGAGAUGGUUGAUCCGUGACUCCGACAGUGCCGGAGGCAACAUUCCUGAGAAGGAUAGGGCCUCGGUGGACACGAAGAGGGAUCACCGCGCUGCGUGGGCCCAGCCGACCCUCACGCCGAACAACGUCGCCCUGCUGCGGGAAUCCCCUCAUCAUACUCGCGCGAACAGCGACAGCGACACGGACGACGGCAUCGCCGACGGCAACAGCGAUGCCAAGGGCGACAGCAACACCGAUGGCGAUGGCAGUGAGGAGGAGGAGGGCGACGGCGGCGAUGGUGGUCACAGCGACUCCGACUCCGACUCCGACUCUGUCUCCGGGUCCGACUCCGGCAGCGACUCCAACUCCGACCGCGACUCCGGCCGCGACUCCGACCGCGACAGCGACUCCGGCUCCAACGACGACGACGACGACGAACCUCCACCGCCUUUGGUGAGCGACUCGGAGGAUGAGUACUUUGACAAAGUGCGCGCACGUGGUCGACUUGCUAGUGGUGUCGUCAGCAUCUUCGACUCCGACUAUGACUCCACCUCUGUGUCCUGCUCCGACUGCGACCGCGACUCCGGCAGCGACUCCGACCGCGACAGCGACUCCGACUCCGACCGCGACUCCGACUGUGGCUCCAACGACGACGAUGAUGAUGAACCUCCUCCGCCUUUGGUGAGCCACCCUGAGGAUGCGUACUAUGACCAAGUGUGCGCACGUGGUGGCCUUGCUGUUGGCGGCGAUUUCAACAACGGCCGCUCCGACAAGCUGGUGGACGCCCACCUCUGCCUCGAAGAGAGGGCGUACCCCAGAUGCAGGGAGGGUUACGAGAGCAUCCCCGAGGGCAAGGUCAGGUGGGCCCUGUCAGUCAUCAGAGAGAUCACCGACAGGAUCAAUGCGCCGACGCCCAUCGUCGCGCUUGCGGCCAUCACUCUCGGGGUGACCGCCGGGAUACCGGGAUUCCUGAGCAGGGGGAGCGACAAAGACCUGUGCCUUCUGCCCGCGGCGUGUGUAUCACACGCAAUCAGUCGGCUGGACAAGCUUGGCGAGAGCUCCGUCGACUUCUAUGGGAUCAUGGACCAGAUGCUGGCGAUCACGAAAGCCGCUUCGGAGGGCAGGGGCAAGAACGGCGGUCCAGUGUUUGGCCAGCCAGGCGCAGGCGACCCCAAGACGAUCUUGCUGGCACUCUUCUAUUAUCUGAUGCUCACCCUGCCGGAGGAGCUCACCUGCCCCGGUCCGAUGGACUAUAUGGAGGUUUUCGCCGAACAGUCCGGCCUUGACCACACCCUCACCGGGCAAGAGCUUGGAUGCGUUUACGACGAAUACGACAGAUUUGUGCGCGCCGUCGCCUCGAACGGCCUGCUCCGCACGCUGUCACCUUCGGAUAUAGCGCGUGGCGCCUUCUUCGGAGCAGCGGGCGUGUCCAUCGUGUUCAGCGAGCAAGGGGCAUCGGCGGAGGGAGGGGACUCGGUGGCCAAGGAGGAAGGGUCUGACGAUGGCGGCGGCGGCAACGGCAGCGGUGGGGACGGUGACGACCACGACCACGACCGUGGUCCAUAG
Ectocarpus sp. CCAP 1310/34 is the source of this 2919-nucleotide messenger RNA. The record is from the annotation of a GenBank genome assembly. Lineage: Eukaryota; Phaeophyceae; Ectocarpales; Ectocarpaceae.